UUUGCUUCAAAGCCAACCGAAUCUCACUCGUUUCCUCCAUUACCUCCUCACAUAUACUUCACAAUACAUCAUUCUCUCUCUCUCUCUCUUUUGCCUACACUACACACCUGUAUAAUAUACUAACAUUAUCCUUAUAUAUAACUUCCAAGGUUGGAAAAGAAACCCUGGCAAAACCAAAAUUAUAACUAUAUAUUUAGGUUAUAUUUAUAUACUCUUCUUCACGGGUUAUACAUGCACCUUUAAACCUUUCUCUCACACCACUAAUAUAUAUUUCAUUCCUUCAUUCAUCUCUUACCUUACCUUACACCCUCUUCUCUUUAUUCUCUCUCAAAUUACAUUUAGUACUAAAAAAAAUAUGCAAGUCUUGGAAGAUCAAGUCUUGAUGGUUUCCAAGGAUCAUACACAACAAAUUAUUAAAGGAAAACGAACAAAGCGUCAAAGGCUUCCAUCUCCACUUAGGUUAACUAUGCCCGUUUCGAAUUCUUGCAAUGAAGGUACAAGUUAUGAUAAUAACAACAAUAAUUCAGGAGGAAUUGAGUUUGUUAAAAUUGAUUCGCGUGACCGAUCAGAAGAAGAAAAAGAGGAAGAAGAAGAUUUGGCGAAUUGUCUCAUUCUAUUAGCUCGAGGUCAUAAUCAUCGUCAUGAUUAUCAAAACACACAUGUAUCAAAUCAUCGAGAUCACAAUAACAACAAAUCUUCGAAUUUUUAUCUUUACGAAUGCAAGACUUGCAAUCGUUGUUUCCCUUCAUUCCAAGCACUUGGUGGACAUAGAGCAAGUCAUACCAAACCUAACAAGGCAAAUUGUAAUGUUGCACAACAAAAACAAGCAGUUACAACAUCUUCUUUUGUUGAUGAUCAUUAUGAUCCAACCAUGAAUACCAUACUCUCUUUGCAAGCCUUCGCCGCGACCCCUAUUACUACUAUUCCUACUACAAAAAAAUCAAAAGUUCAUGAGUGUUCGAUAUGUGGUGCCGAAUUCUCAUCGGGGCAAGCGUUAGGGGGACAUAUGCGGAGACAUAGGAAUCUUGUGAACACAUCUACAACGACGACAACAACAACGACUUCUAUGAGUUUGAGUAUUGGUAGUCCUAAAUCUCAUGAAGCUAAGAAACCUAGAAAUGGUUUUAAGUUGGAUUUGAAUCUUCCAGCUCCAGAAGUUGAUCAAAAAGAUCAAUCCAAGUUUUCGUUUCAGCCUAGAGAAAAUGUUAUUGCUUUCUCUAAUUCUUCUUUGGUGGAUUGCCAUUACUAAAGUUCCUCAAGGCAUUAGUUGAUUGACAUUAUUUUUUAUUUUACUUUUUACUUGUUCAGUUAAACUUGUAUAUGUUGAUAAUUCUUUCCAUUCAUUCUACAUUGAAAUUGAAAUUUGAAUUUAUUCA
Molecule: messenger RNA, 1376 nt
Organism: Medicago truncatula (barrel medic)
Lineage: Eukaryota; Viridiplantae; Streptophyta; Magnoliopsida; Fabales; Fabaceae
Product: zinc finger protein ZAT5
Exons: 1
Coding region: 356-1249 (297 amino acids)
Source: RefSeq, a predicted model, not a curated record